Carica papaya (papaya) is the source of this 1240-nucleotide messenger RNA. The record is from RefSeq and is a predicted model, not a curated record. Lineage: Eukaryota; Viridiplantae; Streptophyta; Magnoliopsida; Brassicales; Caricaceae.
CUGUUACUCGCCUUCACCCAUCCUCUCAGGGUUUGAAGGAGUUCAUCAAUGAGGUUAACACACUUGCAUCUCUGCAACAUCCAAACCUAUGUAAGUUGCUAGGUUAUCAUGCACGAGAUAGUUCAGAGCAAAGAAUGCUGAUCUAUGAGAGGCUGUUUCAUGGGAGCUUGGACCGCUUACUAUAUGGGAGAUCAGAUGGGCCACUCGUUGAUUGGAACACCAGAAUGAAGAUUGCUUUAUGCGCUGCACAAGGUCUUACUUUCUUGCAUGAGGAAGGACCUUUCCAGGCAAUGUACAAUGAAUUUUCAACUGCCAACAUACAAAUUGAUAAGGAUUUUAGUGCAAAGCUUUCAGGUUAUGGUUGUGUGGGUCAUAUUCCAGAAGCAGAGAUCUCUAAUAGUUCAGUUGCUUUAGCAAACCUUUCAGUUGAAACGUUAGAAAGAGGACUGCUGACUCCAAAGAGUAAUGUGUGGAGCUUCGGGAUUGUUCUUCUUGAACUACUUACUGGGAAGAAGAAUCUUGACAGUCGUCAUCCCAAGGAAGAAUGGAACUUGGUUAAAUGGAGUAAGCCUUUCCUGGCUGAUGAUUGCCGACUAUCUCUCAUCAUGGAUCCUCUUCUGAAAGGCCGCUUUCCAGCCAAAGCAGCACGUGCAGUAGCUGACAUUGCCCAAAGAUGUCUUCAAAAAGAUCCAUCAGAAAGGCCGACCAUGAGAACAAUUGUUGAACGUCUCAAAUUCAUACAAGAUAUGAAAUACUCCUGCCGGUUCCCCCUGCAAGAGCCUGCACUUAUUUCUGGAAAACAGAUGUCAAGAUCUCCUAGUCUUAACGGAAUAGUGACCCCAGCACCAAGGUUAAGUUUCUCUCCAUCUCCACCAUCAAGAAGUCGACCGUCUGUUUCUCCUCCAAGACCUCAUGGACUGCCGUUGUCACUCCCACCACGAGCUUGUUCAUCAGUUCUUUCACUUGAGGAACUUGAGAGGCAAGAAAGUCAAAAAUCAUCUUCGACAGUUCGGAGGCCAAGUGUUGAAGGAUUUUGAUUGUUAAUAUAUGCAUUUUUUUUUUCUUAAAUUUUUUUAUUUUGGAAUUCAACACAGCAUAUAGGAGAUGAGUUGUUGUUCUUCAACCUUUGCUGAUCCUCAGGAUGAUUAAAUAGAGAGGAUGGUGUUUUGUAGAUAAAUUUAAAGAACUCGAUUAAUCUUCUCUGAUCUAGAAAUGCACAGUACAUAGAAAUUUUACUCUA